AUUAUUUCAAUCAAUACCUUCUAAGUGAAAAUGGCCGAAGGAGUUUUAUUCGACCUUGCUGCAAGUCUUAUUGAGAUGCUGGGUUCUGCAGCAUUCAAAGAGGCAAGACUGCUUUGUGGUGUGAAGGACGAGUUUCAGAAACUUGUUGGGACGAUUGAAGUAAUCAAAGGCGUACUUGUUGAUGCAGAAGAGAAGAUGGCUGUUGAUAAUCAAGUCAAAGCUUGGCUCAAACAGCUUGGAGAUGUUUUCAUUGUUGCUGAUGACUUGGUGGACAAGUUUCAUACCGAACCUCUACAGCGUAGAGUCAUGUCUGGGAAUAAGUUUACCAGACAGGUACGUCUUUUCUUCUCAAGCUCUAAUCAGCUAGUUUUUCGUUUUAAGAUGGGCCAUCACAUUAAAGAUAUAAGAGAAAAAUUAGAUGACAUAAGAGCCAUUAGCAAUAACUUUCACUUAACUCCCCGUCCAGUAGAAAGGAGAGUUUCUAGUGGAAGUAGUAUGAGGGAGACCUACUCAUAUGUGAGGGAAGAGGAAGUUAUUGGGAGAGAGGAUGAAAAGAGAGAGAUUAUUCAAAAAUUGGUGGAAAUGGAUAUUAAGGAGGAUGUGUCAUUCAUUGCAAUGGUAGGGAUUGGAGGGUUAGGCAAAACCACACUAGCUCAAUGUGUUUUUAAUGAUGAAAGAGUCCAAAAACAUUUUGAACCAAAAAUGUGGGUGUGUGUUUCUGAUGUUUUUGAUGUGAAAUUACUUGUGGGGAAAAUUUUGAAGUCUUAUACCACUGGGAGUCUAGAAAACUUACAAAAUGAACUGAGAAGUAGGCUAAGUGGAAAGAAAUACCUGCUAGUGUUGGAUGAUGUUUGGAAUGAGAAUGGUGAAGAAUGGGGUAAGUUAGAGAUGUUGUUGAAGUGUGGAGGAAAGGGUAGUAGAGUCUUAGUAACCACUCGUAGUGAAAUGGUCGCUAGAAUAACUCAGAGUACAGUUGGGCCAAUUAAAGUGAAAGGUUUGAGCGAAGAUAUGUCGUGGUCCUUAUUCAAAAGAAUGGCAUUUAAGAAAGGUGAAGAGCCGGUGCAGGGCUCAAAAGAAAUGGAGCUAGGGAUGGAGGUUGUCAAAAAAUGUAAGGGAGUUCCUUUGGCCAUAAGAACAAUAGGAAGGUUAUUGCAGCAAAGGUUAUGGCAGUCUGGAGACCCACAGAAGGAGUUGUCAAGGUUUUUGAAUAGUGAGUUUGCAAAAAUAGAUCAAAAUGAAAAUGAUAUCUUGCCCACCCUCAAGCUAAGUUACAAUCAUCUCCCUUCACAUUUGAAGCAUUGUUUUGCUUACUGUAGAUUGUUCCCAAAAGAUCAUGAAAUUAAUGUGAGGGAGUUGAUACAGUUGUGGAUGGCACAAGGAUUUAUAAAAUACUCUGAUGACAAAAGCCAAUGUCUAGAAGAAAUUGGUUACGAGUAUUUUAUAAAUCUACUUUGGAGAUCCUUUUUCCAAGAGCCAGAAACUUAUGAUUUUGAUGAUAUAAUGACAUGUAAAAUGCAUGACCUUAUGCAUGAUCUUGCAAUUAAGGUGGCAGGAUCAAAUAGUGUCAUAAUCGAUCAAAAUUCUAAAAUUUCUGAUGAAAAAUAUCUCCAUGUGUCAUUCGUAAAUUUUGAUUUUGAUCUUGAAACCAACAACUCACUCGAGAUUUUCGAAUUCUUUUCUCAACAAAAAAGACUUCGAACUUUACUUAUACAUAAUUUUGAAGGGUUGAGCUUCUCAGAACUAGAGGGUUUUGGGUCCAACUUUAAGUGUCUACGAGCUUUGAGUGUACCUUCCAUGAGAAUUGAGGUGUUGCCAAGGAAUUUGUGUGAAUUAGAACAUUUGAGAUAUCUAAAUCUUUCUGGUAAUUUUAGGUUAAAAGUGCUUCCUAGCUCUUUUAUAAGAUUACAGAAUUUGCAAACUCUGAAUCUUACUAAUUGUUAUAGCCUUGUUAGAUUACCUCUAAACAUGAAGAAAUUAAUCAACUUAAGGCAUCUUAUGAUUGAUGGAUGUAAAAGAUUGAGAGAGAUGCCCCCUGAAUUUGGGUAUAUGAGUUCCCUUCACACAUUAGAUAGAUUUGUUGCAUCUGAGUCCAGUGGGGUUCAUGAAUUGAGCAACCUUAUUAACAACUUAAAUGGAAGUUUAACAAUUAAAAGACUCGGGUGCACGACAAACUACUCUGCAUCAAAAACAACUUCAAAGCGAGUCAUUUGUGAAGGGAAGCAUAAUCUUGAUUCGUUAAGUUUAGAGUGGAAUUCAUUGGAAAAUGAUGAAAUGGCAAUUGAAGGUUUGCAGCCACCUUCCAACCUAAAAGUGUUGAGUGUGUCGUAUUUCAUGGGUGUGAGAUUUGGAGGUUGGCUUUCUUCAUUGGAUAACCUUGUUAAAUUGUACUUAUAUAGGUGUAAGAAGUGCCAUUAUUUCCCAAAAUUAGAUCAAUUACGUUCUCUCGAGGAACUUUACAUUUGUGAGGUUGAAGCAGAGUACAUGUGCUCCUCUGCGGAAGAUGAUGAUUUUGACGCCAACUUGUUCUUUCCAUCCCUAGUGACUCUUCAUAUUAGAUAUUGUUUUAAUCUCAAGUGGUGGUGGUGGAAAAAGGAAGUGGAUGGGAAUAAUGAGUUUGUUAGAUCAUUUCCUCGUCUUUCCAAUUUAGAAAUAGAAAUGAGUCAUCACCUCACUUCAAUGCCCUUGUUUCCAUCUAUUGAACAAGUCACACUGAUUGGAACUAGCUCAAUGGCAUUAGAAGAAACGUUUAAAAUGAUGAGGGGAUCAAGCAAGGCACACAACACUCACCCAAACAUUUCAUUGCUAAGGUCUAUCGUUAUAAGAAGCUGCCCCAGUUUGACAUCACUAACGAUGGAAGGGAUUGGUAACCUUACUUCCCUCGAGUAUAUCUUUAUAGAAAAUUGCUCCAAUUUGACAUCACUCCUUGAAGGGAUUGAUAACCUUGCUUCCCUUAGGACUGUCUGUAUACAACAUUGUCACAAUUUGACAUCAAUACUGGAAGGGAUUGAUAACCUUCCUUCCCUUGAGUCUAUCCAUAUAGAUGCUUGUCCCAAUUUGACAUCAAUUCCCGACAACUUCAGAAAAGUGAAGCAUUUUAGUAUUAUCCGUUGUCCAAAGCUUGAAGAGACAUAAUGUAAUUGAAGUUUAUCGAUCUAUUAUACAU
Molecule: messenger RNA, 3163 nt
Organism: Cannabis sativa
Lineage: Eukaryota; Viridiplantae; Streptophyta; Magnoliopsida; Rosales; Cannabaceae
Product: putative disease resistance protein RGA3
Exons: 1
Coding region: 31-3132 (1033 amino acids)
Biological process (GO): defense response to other organism
Molecular function (GO): protein binding; ADP binding
Source: RefSeq, a predicted model, not a curated record